AUGGAGGAAGUGCCUUCGUACGAGGAGUCGCAGGCCUCCUUCGCACUUGACAAGAAGCAGCAGCAGCAGCAGCUCGGUUCGCCGUCUCUACUACCGCAGCAGCUCGCGGAGACGAGAACGCAGCGCAUCCAGUCUAUACUCACCACCUACGUCGAUCCUCUGCUCUUCUCCCAGGGCGCCGCCGGCCUAUACAAGACCACCUUCAUUCUCGUUCCUUCUAGCGUCUCCAGUCUCCAGGACGCGCCCAGCAAUGCAUACACCACACCGCAAGAGCCGCAGGUCAUAGGCUUCCCGUCCGACGAGGUUGUCAGACUUGUCCGUCUCCAGGGCCAGAGCCAUAACAUGGAGUUCUGGAGACAGCCUGCCGUCGUCUUCGAACUAGAGUCAGCUAUGCGCGCUCGUCUCGCCGCGUCAGGACAUCGACUGUAUGUCGACCCACCAGCCUCUCCCCUGUCCGAACCUGGAGAACCCGCUCAGCAGCAACAGCAGCAGCAACAGCAACAACAGACACUGUCGCAGUCGCAGUCGCAGUCACGGAAAGGAAGGUCGAGACGUUCCAUUUGGGGCCGUCUGGCGGGCUCAGACGAUACGAUCAACGACCAGCAGCUGGGCUGGCGUGCCGAAGAGCCGGCCGAUCAGGGUUCUAGUAAGAUUCCGACGGGUCUGGUGAAGGUCUCUGUUGUCUGGAAGGAUGUUGCCCUGCGCAUCGCCAACGAGAUGGGCCUCUAUAACACCCAGCGAGGGCCAGCACUCUGUCUUACCGUCGAGGUCGGCGCAUAG
Molecule: messenger RNA, 780 nt
Organism: Microsporum canis CBS 113480
Lineage: Eukaryota; Fungi; Ascomycota; Eurotiomycetes; Onygenales; Arthrodermataceae
Exons: 1
Coding region: 1-780 (259 amino acids)
Source: RefSeq, a predicted model, not a curated record